This is a messenger RNA of Drosophila rhopaloa, 1076 nucleotides long. Its product is annotated as tetraspanin-9. The coding region runs from base 220 to 909 and encodes 229 amino acids. The transcript has 4 exons. The record is from RefSeq and is a predicted model, not a curated record. Lineage: Eukaryota; Metazoa; Arthropoda; Insecta; Diptera; Drosophilidae. Gene Ontology annotation, cellular component: membrane.
AGCCCAGUGCCAGUUGAUUCGCACAGCUGAAACACGGCGGUCAGACGUUGAAAAGUGCUUUACAAUACUAUUGGGCGCACCGCUGUAUCCGACGGAUACGUAUCUGAAACUGGCUGCUGGCCAUUGCCAAAUACGUAACCCCGCUGAUGCAUUCCGCUCGCCCUCGUUGAUUUCGACAGUCAAUUUCCAGUCGCAUCUUCGGUUCGAUCCACAGUAAACAUGGGUCUGGCUGCCACUACAGUGAAGCAUCUGCUUCUCUUGCUCAACUUUGUAUUUUCCGUGCUCGGACUGGCGCUGAUCGCCUACGGAAUUUUCUUUUUGAUCUCCGCCGCCGAGAAUGCAGUCAGCAUUGGUGAGAAUGUGGCCGGUGGCCUCAUCGUUGGCCUGGGCGUUGUCAUCCUGAUCAUAGCGAUCUUCGGCUUCCUGGCAGCCAUCCAAGAGGCUCCUCUCAGGCUCCUGAUCUAUGUGGGUGCCGUGGUCCUGCUGAUCCUGUCCCAGCUGCUGUUCCUGAGCAUGGCCUCCCACGGCACCAAGGACGGCAUCUCGGGCAGCAUCAACGAGGGGUUCGAGCGCCUCUGGGAGUCGGAACGCAACGAGUCCGGUGCCCUGGGCUACUACGAGAAGUGGCUUCACUGCUGCGGAGUCAACAGCUACGAGGACUACUGGAUCAUCCACCACGCCAUUCCGUCCAGCUGCUGCGAGGAGAACCAGUGCCAGGACACGCAGAGCAGGGUUUUCAAGGCCGGCUGCAAGGCCGAAUUCGUGAAGUAUCUGGACGAUAAGUUACUGGUGUUCAAAAUCGUCUGCUGGCUGCUUGUCAUCGGCGAGGCGGUGGGCGCUGUUUUCGGUUGGAUGCUCUACAGCAGCGUUAAGAACCAGAGUCGACGCAAUAAUGCCGUCUGGAUGUGAAGCUUUAACUAAGUCAUCUAAGUAUUAAAUAUUAACACAUAAAAAACAUUUCUCUAAUCCAUUGUUUAGUUUCUGAAAUUGUUAACAACAAGAAAGUUGGUAAUCAUGUAACCUGCAACCAAAACUUAAAAAUUUAAAGUACAAUAUUAAAGAAUUUUGUAUUUUGA